GGCUUAUAAAAUGGUUGCAGUUUGGACUAACACUUCUCUGUAGGGGCAGUCACUGAGCUGUAACAUUGUCCCCUGCCUGGAGGAUGCCAAGAACCUGCCCUGAAUCACGUUGAGGAAACAAGAAAAGGCGAGGCAUUAUCCUCAUGCUAGAAGGGGUCGGGGAGGAGACUAAGAAAUUUCUAGAAGUUUCUGGAAAUUCCUGGAAGAACCCAGCAGUUUGUAGUAGAGAAGGCUACAAGCCCAACAGGAACUGCACCUGUUGUUGGAGGAACCCAAGAAGAUUAAAGCCUCGUUUUCCUCCUUUCUUGAUUUCUAGUGUCUCCCGAGAGUUGCGUUGGGUGACUCCAACAGGUGGGGCAGAGGAUAAUAGAGUCAGUGGGUGCAGCCAUAAGUGUUGGCGCUUCUCAUCGACCUAACCCCCGUUCGCGAGGCCCACUUGGGCUGAAAGAGGGCCUCCGUGGAGGAGCCACCGGAGUGUAUCCAGACCCCCUUGCUCUGCGACCUGAACAGGCCACUCUUGCACCCGGCUCCCUAGGUCCAAUUGCAGCGCCGGCGCGCCGGCCGGGCUCAGCCCUAGCAACCCACGCCCGGUUGCCAUGGAGACGUCGGCACCUGCGCAGCCCAAGACCCCCGAGCGGCGGUGCGGGAGCCAGUGCGCAGGCGCGCGCUGCGACGCCAACCUCGGCUUCUUGCAGCUAACAGCAUCGAGCCUGGACGCCGCGUGACCCGCCUGGGCCGGAGCGGGGGCGGACGGCGCCUUCUUGGCCCUUUCUGCCUCUAGCAGCGGCGCCGGGGUAGCCGGAGCCAGCGAGUGGGAAACGGCUGCAUUCCGCUGCGUCUCCUUGGCCUGGCUGGGCGGUCGGAGGCUGGUCUGCCAAGAUUACUGUUUGGAGACCGCUGCAGCCCACGUCCACCUGAUAGACUAUUUACUACACGUAGUAGGGUCAGAGCCGCUAAAUGUCCAAGACCAUGGCGAUGAACCUUCUGGAGGAUUGGUGCAGGGGAAUGGAAGUGGACAUCCACAGGUCCUUAUUGGUCACAGGCAUCCCAGAGGACUGUGGGCAGGCAGAAAUUGAGGAGACCUUGAAUGGGGUCCUCUCCCCACUGGGCCCGUACCGCGUGCUCAACAAGAUUUUUGUGAGGGAAGAGAAUGUUAAAGCUGCCCUCAUUGAGGUUGGUGAAGGUGUGAAUCUGAGCACCAUCCCCCGUGAAUUCCCAGGAAGGGGUGGUGUCUGGAGAGUGGUCUGUAGAGACCCUACCCAGGAUGCUGAGUUUUUAAAAAAUCUGAAUGAAUUCCUGGAUGCCGAGGGGCGCACCUGGGAGGAUGUGGUCCGCCUGCUCCAGCUCAACCACCCCACCCUGUCCCAGAACCAGCAUCAGCCCCCAGAGAACUGGGCAGAAGCUCUGGGGGUGCUUCUGGGAGCAGUGGUGCAGAUCAUCUUCUGCAUGGAUGCCGAGAUCCGCAGCCGAGAGGAAGCCAGGGCCCAGGAGGCCGCUGAAUUCGAGGAGAUGGCAGCCUGGGCUUUAGCAGCAGGGAGGAAGGUGAAGAAAGAACCGGGGCUUGCAGCAGAGGUGGGUUCUGCCUUAAAGGCAGAGACCCCCAACAACUGGAAUGCCACGGAAGACCAGCAUGACCCUACCAAACCUUUGGUUCGCAGGGCUGGAGCUAAGUCUCGCUCCAGGAGAAAGAAGCAGAAGAAGAACUCCAGGCAGGAAGCAGUGCCCUGGAAAAAACCCAAAGGCAUCAAUUCCAACAGCACAGCUAACUUGGAGGAUCCUGAGGUGGGUGAUGCUGAAAGCAUGGCGAUCUCAGAGCCGAUCAAGGGCAGCAGAAAGCCCUGUGUGAAGCAGGAGGAGUUGGCUUUGAAGAAGCCCAUGGCGAAAUGUGCCUGGAAGGGUCCCAGAGAGCCACCUCAGGAUGCCCGGGCAGAAGCCGAGAGCCCAGGAGGCGCCUCUGAGUCAGACCAAGAUGGUGGCCAUGAAAGCCCGCCAAAGAAGAAGGCCAUGGCCUGGGUGUCUGCCAAGAACCCCGCUCCCAUGAGGAAGAAGAAGAAGGUGAGCUUGGGCCCUGUCUCUUACGUCUUGGUUGACUCAGAAGAUGGCAGGAAGAAGCCGGUGAUGCCAAAGAAAGGGACAGGCUCAAGAAGGGAGGCAUCAGUUCAGAAGGCCCCUCGGGGCCAGCAGCCUGCCGAGGCAACAGCCUCAACCUCUAGGGGUCCGAAGGCCAAGCCAGAAGGCUCUCCUCGGCGUGCCACCAAUGAAUCCAGAAAGGUUUGAUCUGGGGACCACCCAUACUGAGGAGUUGAAAGAACAAGGAAGAAGUUCCAAGUCAACCAAGUUUUCUCUUGUCACUGAAUAAGACUUUGGACUCUCUUAGGGCCGCUGUUGAUAGAGAUCUGGCUCUGAGGUAAACGAUAGGUGAGGUCUUGGGUGGGAGGGAGUUGGGGAAGGGAGGUGGAUCUCUAUGCCCUUUUCUCUACCAGGCCUGCCGUUUCACCGCCUUCUCUACUCACCUUCUCUUCGGAGGCAGGAGAGUUGGUAAGAGGAUUGGGAAAAUUCUAGAACAUUCAUUCCCCUUUAUGCAUGAGCAGGGUCACUGUUAACACUCAUCCAUGUUCAGCUUUUCUCCCCCACGCCUCGCUCCCUCCUCGGAAUGGUCAGCGACCUCUGCAGGCCCUGGCAUUUGGAAGAGCUGGGUGGCCCUGCCAUAUUCUCCCUCCCGCCUUCCUCUCGUGUAACCAGCGGGGUAAGUUAAGCCAGGACCUUCGCUGCAAACCUGGUUUCAUUGCUCCUUCAGUCUCCAGCUUCCAUCCUCCAGUUAUCUAGCCAGGAGGUCCCAAGAGUUAGUUUUAGGGAAAAAGAAUGUCUGCCUAGACCUCAAAGUCUUUGAGUUUUAGAGUCUGUUAGUAAAAAUGGCACUUUGAUUCCCAUUUGGGAUGAGCCCUCUCAGGAAUCGUGUGGGGAAGGGGGGUGAUUAUAGGGAAAGACGCAGGCAUUCCUAGGUCCCCAGCUCUAAUUCCAUCCAUCUACCCAACUGUCACCAUCUUUGCACCAAACUGUCACCAUCUUUGCAGCAGCAGGUCACUACUCACAUUAUAGUAAGACGGGAAAAAAAUCUUUUAAAACUUGGUUGUUGGCCGGGCGCGGUGGCUCACGCCUGUAAUCCCAGCACUUUGGGAGGCCGAGGCAGGUCGAUCACGAGGUCAGGAGUUUAAGACCAGCUUGACCAACAUGGUGAAACCCCAUCUCUACAAAAAUUAGCUGGGUGUGGUGGCGCGCGCCUGUAAUCCCAGCUACUCAGGAGGCUGAGGCAGAUGAAUUGCUUGAAUCCAGGAGGCAGAGGUUGCAAUGAGCCGAGAUUGUGCCACGGCACUCCAGCCUGGGCAGCAGAGUGAGACUCUCUCUCAAAAAAAAAAUCAAAACUUGGCUGUUAAUGUCUGCCCUCUGAAUUCAGACACACUGUAUUAGACCAGACCACCAUGUGUGAUUGUGUGUGUGUGUGUGUGUGUUUGCGUGCGCAUGUGUAGAGGAGAGAGCAGGGUCCCUGAGAUAAUGGUUUCCAAACUGUAUCGUAGCCGUCCACAAAGAUGUAAUCCGAAUCUAUUUUUCUCACGUGUUUAAAAAACUGAAAAGUGACUACUCAGAUAUGUUGGAAGUCACAUCGAAGACUAUCAGAAUAUUACCUUGUGUUCAUAGGUUAACUUGUUUUUGUACACGUCUUAGUUAUUUCAGGCAUCUCUUUGCUUAAAAUUGAGUUUCUUGUAAAUGUGACUGAUGAGCAAGGUUAGAAGUGGAAGAAAUUCCUGUGCAUGUUCUAUAAUCUGACACCCUGAAAGCAAGUUUCCUUUCGUCAUUCACAUGCUCUUGUUCUGCCGUGACUGUUCAGGUGUAUGGUAGUAAGUAAAUGUAUUAACAUGGUGAACAGUAGUAAUAUUCUAUCAUAGAGUAUUAGCCCUUGCAAGUUUUCAGGGCGUCUUUUCUGACUUCAGUUUUUGUGAUAAAGAAUGUGAACAGUUGUUAGAUGUUCUCAGUGAUUCAACUUUAAAACAAAUUUCUCGUGAUGAUUCAUUUCAAAAUCCUGAGUGAGUCUGACUGAAAAAUAGGAGAGAAAAGAGAGUGGUUUCCGUUUGCAGCUGCACAGCUGUGUGCAUCGACGUUCUCCUGGGGUGUGUGCCAAGCGAAACCCAGGGGUGAAUUGGGUUCUUGAAGAGACCAAAGCCUGUAACUGUCCAGCUUCUAAUUUCAAAACGGGUCCAUUAGGGCUUCGUUGUGUUAACAAGUUGACACCAUGACUAGUAAAUGUAAACGUGUAUGUAUAAAAUAAAGUUUAGCAAAUUAA
Molecule: messenger RNA, 4339 nt
Organism: Pan troglodytes (chimpanzee)
Lineage: Eukaryota; Metazoa; Chordata; Mammalia; Primates; Hominidae
Gene: PNMA8A
Product: PNMA family member 8A
Exons: 3
Coding region: 958-2277 (439 amino acids)
Source: RefSeq, a predicted model, not a curated record